AUGUACGAAGGGAUUGACAACCUGAAAUCCCUUUACGACCGUGCCGGGAAGACUUUCUCCGGCGGUCCUUCUGCGGCACAGGAUGUGUCGCGUCGUACUGCUCGACCAGACCCAGUACGUCAACCAUCAAUUGGGAGCGGGGCUCCCAAGAAUCCCAGGACGGGGGAUAGCCGCGCCACCGGACGAGGUAACUCGUCCGACGUCCGUUCACGUCGCGGUGGUUCAACAGCUGCUCUACUAGAUAGCGCUGGCCACCGCGAGAGUCCUCUAAUGGAGGUGGAGGAGGAGGAAAGACGCUCUCCACACGAUCAUGUGGAUCGGUGUGUUCCCGAGAGCAUCUUUGAUCGCGUAACGCAAGGGUUACGCGACGAUCUCGAGCAUGAGCGGAAUAGGCGUCUCCAGAUGUUGGACACUGCCUCGAAGCAUCGAGCUGAGUUUGCCUUUGCUCAGCUUGAGAACGAGAGAUCUCUGACAUCUCUUCGUGACGAGCUAAGGGUAGCUCGUGGGAUUGUUGAUCGGUCUCGGGCUGAGAUAACUGCUCUUCAGACCCUUGUUGAUGCCCACCAUCGGGAGCACAAGGCUCUCUGCGAGAUGCUUGAGCGCAAGGGCGUUCUUCAUCGGAAGAAGCAGCGUACUGAUGGUACGGCUUAA
Molecule: messenger RNA, 651 nt
Organism: Peronospora matthiolae
Lineage: Eukaryota; Oomycota; Peronosporomycetes; Peronosporales; Peronosporaceae
Source: the annotation of a GenBank genome assembly